CCCAGGUGGAGGUCUGGAAGCUCCCGGGUCGUGAUGGCUUUGGCAUCGGGGUCCGCCAGGCGGGCGCUCCCCCGCCCCGGGAGGUUCGACCUUGGUGGCUGCGGGGCCCCGAGACGCUGGGCGUAUGAGUGGGGUGUGCGCUCCACGCGGAAGCCUGAGCCUCGUCCCCUGGACCGAGUGUACGAGAUCCCUGGCCUGGAGCCCAUCACCUACGCGGGGAAGAUGCACUUCGUGCCUGGGAUGGCGAGGCCGGUCUUCCCGCCCUGGGACCGCGGCUGGAAGCACCCAAAGUUCAGCCGCACGCCCCCGGUUCACGAGCAGCCCCUGUACAAGGAGCAGACCUGCCACAUUUUCCACCAGCGUUGCCGCCUGAUCGAGGGUGUAAAGCAGGCCCUCUGGCUUACCAAGACCCAGUUAAUAGAUGGCCUCCCGGAGAAAUUACGCAGCAUUGCUGACGAUCCAGGAAACCACAUAGAGAACCAAGAUGCGCGCGUGCUGAACGCGGUGUUUCACGCUCGCCUCUGGCACUCCACAGAAGACACCCCCAAGAGAGAGACCUACUGCCCAGUCAUUGUGGACAGUCUGAUUCAGCUGUGUAAAUCCCAGAUCCCCAAGCAUCCUGCGCUGAUCCAGCGGAUCUGUGCCCAAAACUACUCGUUUUGUACCACCUGGACCCGAGAGUCUGUGCUCCUGCAGGUCCGCGGGUCGAGCGGGACCCGGUUGAGUGCCAGGGCUCCUCUGCCCCCCAUUGCCACCAGAGAGGAGGUGGAGGCCACGAAGGCCCACGUCCUGGAGACCUUCUACCCAAUCUCCCCCACCAUCGACCUCCAGGAGUGCCACCUGUACGACGUGAAGGAUGACACAGGGUUUCAGGAAGGCUAUCCCUACCCCUUCCCUCACACCCUGUACCUCCUGGAGACUGCCCAAAUACGACCAAACCGCUUCGCGCCAGACCAGCUACGGGCCAAGAUGCUGCUGUUUGCUUUCGGCCACGCCCUGGCCCAGGCCCGGCACCUCUACGGGCCGGACCCACAGAUCUUGGCACAGCCAGUGACCGUGCAGAGUGUGGGCACAGACGGGCGCGUUUUCCAGUUCCUGGUCUUUCAGCUGAACACCACCGACUUGGCCUCCAGUGGUGGCAUCAAGAACCUGGUCUGGGUGGACUCGGACCAGCUCCUGUACCAGCACUUCUGGUGUCAGCCGGUGGUCAAGAAGAAGGUGGUUGUGGAACCCGUCGGGCCAACUAGCUUCCACCCGGAGACGUUCAGGAAGUUUCUAGCCCUGUAUCUGCACGGGGCAGUGUGAGCAGAGGCCCGACCCACCUGACGCUGAGCGUCCCCCGCUCCCACUGACGCUCUGCAUUCUGGGCCGGUGGGGUGGGAGGGGCGGCCCUCGCAGAAAAUAAAGAGCUUCCUGUGCCCUGGAA
Echinops telfairi (small Madagascar hedgehog) is the source of this 1426-nucleotide messenger RNA. RefSeq names its product mitochondrial ribosomal protein L37 (gene MRPL37). Gene Ontology annotation, molecular function: structural constituent of ribosome. Gene Ontology annotation, biological process: translation. Gene Ontology annotation, cellular component: mitochondrion; ribosome. Bases 34 to 1305 code for a protein of 423 amino acids. NCBI's taxonomy places the organism in Eukaryota, Metazoa, Chordata, Mammalia, Afrosoricida, Tenrecidae. The record is from RefSeq and is a predicted model, not a curated record. The transcript has 7 exons.